Messenger RNA from Rhinolophus ferrumequinum (greater horseshoe bat), 1254 nucleotides. RefSeq names its product transcription elongation factor A like 1 (gene TCEAL1). NCBI's taxonomy places the organism in Eukaryota, Metazoa, Chordata, Mammalia, Chiroptera, Rhinolophidae. The record is from RefSeq and is a predicted model, not a curated record. The coding region runs from base 195 to 704 and encodes 169 amino acids. The transcript has 3 exons.
GCGGUGACGCGCGGCUCUCACGUGACCAGGAGCCUAUGUCUGCCCAAGUCCCUCUCGUCCUGGUCCUUUUUGCCUGUCCACACACCAUCUGUGUAUUGCCCUUUGGUCGAAGGGAAAAGCAGAAAUAAGUCACAGCGGGGCACCUCCAGGAGAGAACGCUCGGGAGCCAACAGCCUGGAGAGACCAUUGCCAACAUGGAAAAAUCCUGCCAAGCAAAUGAAGAACAGCCACAGAGCGCGCCCAAGACGGAGGAGGAGCAACCUCCCGCGGAGCAGUCUUCCGAAGAGCCGAGUCCAGAGGAGCCGUCGUCCGAAGAGCCGAGUCUAGAGGAGCAGUCCUCCGAGGAGCAGUCCUCGGAGGAGGAGUUCUUUCCCGAGGAACUCCUGCCCGAGCUCCUGCCGGAGAUGCUGGUGGCGGAGGAGCGCCCCCCUCAGGAGCGCCUUUCUCGGAAGGACCUGUUCGAGGCGCGCCCUCCCAUGGAGCAGCCUCCUUGUGGAGUGGGGAAACAUAAGCUGGAAGAAGGAAGCUUUAAGGAAAGGCUGGCUCGUUCUCGCCCGCAAUUUAGAGGGGACAUACACGGUAGAAAUUUGAGCAACGAGGAGAUGAUAAAGGUAGCAGAGGAGAUGGAAGAGAUGAAAAGAGUACGAAACAAAUUGAUGAUCAUGCACUGGAAGGCCAGACGGAACCGUCCUUAUCCUAUGUAAUGUGUCAGGCCUUCGAUGCUAGUUGGCCUGAUUUAAGUAUUGCCACCUGAACUUUGCAUUGUCUCGUAUCCCUCUGGCCAUCUUCUUCAUUUUAAUUUUUUGUGUGGCUUUAUUUAAGGUGUUUCACUUGGGCUUCCACUCCAUCCCCCAUCUGCAAUUCUCUCUCUUCCAAUCAUGUGUCUCACCUAUUUGCAUGUCAAGAUGGACGUUAUAUAUUGUGAAGUGAAAAGAGCAAUUUUUGAAAAGUAUAUGUAAUAUCCUGCUUUUGUAAAAAAUGUAUAUUUAUAUAUUAAUAUGCAAAGAAAAACUGAAAGUAUAUACUUCAAAGGCUUAACAGUGGCUAUCUAAGUGUGAUAAGAUAAUAGAUGACUUUUUUGUCUGUUUUCUUUCCAUGUUUGCUUUGUUGGAACUUCUCGUUUUUUCAAGACGAACACAUUUGUGUUGCAAAAAAAAACCCAAUAUAAUGGGAAAAAAUGUAAAGCAAUUAAAAAACUGUCUAUCAGUUUAUAAAGACAAUGUGGCACUUAAUAAAUACUUGUCAGAACUUAAA